Messenger RNA from Penaeus chinensis, 825 nucleotides. RefSeq lists its product as uncharacterized. The transcript has 5 exons. Lineage: Eukaryota; Metazoa; Arthropoda; Malacostraca; Decapoda; Penaeidae. The coding region runs from base 238 to 825 and encodes 195 amino acids. The record is from RefSeq and is a predicted model, not a curated record.
UCAGGCCCAAGAAAAUGAAAGAAACGGUGAAGAGAGGAAAAUGCGACUUGCCCUCAGGUGGAAAUCGUAUGCCAGACAGAACCAUGUGGCAAGAUACAUCGAUAUUUCCUGUCUGAGCACCAGCCUUUGCACGAAUUGGGUGGCGUUCCUUGGGCAGGCACUGUGUUCGUCAACGGAGGCCUGUGGUGUGGUUCGACGCUAGUGCACCCAUACUGGGUCAUCACGUCUAAAGCCUGCAUGGAUUAUGAUGGUGAGGGCCUUCCAGACUUAGCGUUGGAGUACGUGAGCGUCGUGAUGGGAUCUUGGCGCGAGGUCGGGGAGCCUCGUCUGUGGGGAGCACAUGAACAUGACCGUCGCGUGGAUUUCAUGAAGGCGGUGGAGAACACAGAUAUCCUUCUCCUUCACCUGGAGAAAAGAAUGCCAAAAACCUUAUAUAUUAGUCACCUAUGCCUACCCAGCACCGUUGUCGAUAAUAUGGCUGUCAACAAAACCUGUACCAUUGCUGGUUAUUCGCCGGCUGAGUACCGCACAACGCGAGGGGUAGAAUUAGAAUCGGGAAGUCACUGUGGAAAUGGGAGCGUUUGUUUCCUUGAGAAAACAAGAGAAAAGCCUUGCAUGAGAAGCUGGUCUGGUGUCAUAGCAUGUAAAUUCGGGAGGCCAUCAAAUCCCACCUGGGCAGGAGUGGGAAUGUGGGACUACAAACCCCCCAAUGGCAACUGUGUUGAGACCACGACCCAUUCGAUGUUUACGGAGGAGGAACUGUUUGGCAUACGCUCGGUUCAAGGUGGGUUAAUGUGUAAUGUCAUAUUUCGUGAUAUUUUCUAA